AUGGAGUCUGACAUGGUGGCCCAGCUGUGGGGGAUGGCCAGGAAGAACAAUAACAUGAAUUACGAGAAGAUGUCGAGGGGAAUGAGGACUUAUUACAAGCGCGGGAUUUUGUUCCACAUUGACGGGACGAAACUGAUCUACAAGUUCAACACGAAUGAACCUGAAAUUCAGCAACGCAUGCGGUACUACGACCUCACCCAGACCUCCCAGAGUAACUCCGACUCCACGUCUGAACAGGCCUUUGAGACCCUAAAAAUCCCCACUAGGAGAGCUGUCACCCCCUCCAUAACCCCAGUCUCAUUAACACGAGACCUCGAUUCGAAUUCCAGCCUGUUGUCACCCAGCCUGUCGACGUUCCCGAGCCUGCAGUCCCUUCCAAACCUACCCACCUUACCAGUGGCCGUCACGUCAGCCGCCUCAUCCAUCGACAACCUCUACAGCCCCUUCCUUCGGGACCAGCUGCACCCCAGCCUUCUCUAUGAGCCCUACAUGUCCUUAUUCAGGGCUUCUCAAAGGGAACUCUUCUAG
Penaeus chinensis is the source of this 528-nucleotide messenger RNA. RefSeq names its product ETS domain-containing transcription factor ets-5-like. Gene Ontology annotation, biological process: regulation of transcription by RNA polymerase II; cell differentiation. The record is from RefSeq and is a predicted model, not a curated record. The transcript is spliced from 4 exons. Gene Ontology annotation, molecular function: sequence-specific DNA binding; DNA-binding transcription factor activity, RNA polymerase II-specific. Bases 1 to 528 code for a protein of 175 amino acids. Gene Ontology annotation, cellular component: nucleus. NCBI's taxonomy places the organism in Eukaryota, Metazoa, Arthropoda, Malacostraca, Decapoda, Penaeidae.